UGUCCUCAGCAGACAGCACAGGAAACUGGCGCAACCAUCUGGCUGUGGGCCUGACAGAGUUUGAUCCACCUGAUGCCCGUCAGUAUCUUCAUGUUGGAGCUCCAGCGUCUCCCUAUAACCGCAGUCCCACACACAACAGAGUUUCUUCUGAGAACAAAGAAACAAAGCCUAAAAUGUCUGAGUCAGUAGAUGUGCUUGGUGCUGAGGCCACUAGUGCAGAUGAAGCAUCAGACAACCAUUCUAGCACUUAA
This is a messenger RNA of Nematolebias whitei (Rio pearlfish), 251 nucleotides long. RefSeq names its product FERM domain-containing protein 4B. The record is from RefSeq and is a predicted model, not a curated record. Lineage: Eukaryota; Metazoa; Chordata; Actinopteri; Cyprinodontiformes; Rivulidae.